Messenger RNA from Prorocentrum cordatum, 867 nucleotides. Lineage: Eukaryota; Dinophyceae; Prorocentrales; Prorocentraceae. The record is from the annotation of a GenBank genome assembly.
CCCGCGCCAGCUGCAGAGGAGGCAAAGCCCGCGGAGGCCCCCGCGCCAGCUGCAGAGGAGGCCAAGCCCGAGGAGGCCCCCGCGCCAGCUGCCGAGGAGGCAAAGCCCGCGGAGGCCCCCGCGCCAGCUGCCGAGGAGGCCAACCCGAAGCCCGCGGAGGCCCCCGCGCCAGCUGCCGAGGAGGCGAAGCCCGCGGAGGCCCCCGCGCCAGCUGCCGAGGAGGCAAAGCCCGCGGAGGCCCCCGCGCCGGCUGCCGAGGAGGCGAAGCCCGCGGAGGCCCCCGCGCCAGCUGCCGAGGAGGCGGCCAAGCCCGCGGAGGCCCCCGCGCCAGCUGCAGAAGAGGCGAAGCCCGCGGAGGCCCCCGCGCCAGCUGCCGAGGAGGCGAGGAGCCCGCGGAGGCCCCCGCGCCAGCUGCCGAGGAGGCGAAGCCCGCGGAGGCCCCCGCGCCAGCUGCCGAGGAGGCAAAGCCCGCAGAGGCCCCCGCGCCAGCUGCCGAGGAGGCAAAGCCCACGGAGGCUGCCGCGCCAGCCGCCGAGGAGGCGAAGCCCGCUGAGGCUGCCGCGCCAGCAGCGAAGGAGGCGAAGCCCGCGGAGGCUCCCGCACCAGCAGCCGAGGAGGCGAAGCCGGCCUAGGCUCUGGCGGCAGCUGUGGGGGAGGCGAAGUUGGAGGUAGGUUUGGCAACACCCGCCGCGGAGGCGAAGCCCGUGUGAUGCCUUCUUGGGCCCCAUGCGGGUGGCUGGGACCCCCCUGCGGGCGCUCCGAAGGAGCCGCCUGCGGGCGGGGGCGCCUCGCGGGGCGAGCAGCAUGGCAGCCAUAGGCAGCUGCCAGAAAGCAGGUACGUGUUGCCAAGCAAAAGUUGCUGACCGC